UUGUGUGAGAGCGCGCGGGCGCCGCACACGGGGAAGGAGGGGGCGCCGGGCGGGCAGAGUGAGUCGGGCGGGCGUGAUGCGGCCGAUGGCUUUCUGGAUACCAUGAUCACCAGAGGAUUUAAUAUAUAUAACCAGAUAUGUCCUGAUCUCUCUCCCAUAACUCAUUUCAAUGUGAGCAUGGAAGAAUAACCCAGCCAGAGGCUGCUUUUCAAGUCUUACCCUCUCCAAGCCGCAAUAGGAUCAUAUCUAGGCAGUGUGGGGGUGGCAGAGGCUGUUGGUGCUGUGGAUUUUCCUCCACAUUCUUUGCCCAGAGUGAGGGUCUCUGUUUCUGACAAUGAUGAAAACUGAAGGCAAAGGGGAAAGGACUCUGAGAAGCGCUUCUCCACACAGAAAUACUUAUAAAUCUGAUUUCCAUGCCAUCAAAUGCUCUUUUGAUGGGGUAAACAUCCCUGAAAAUGCUUCCAACAAAGUGGGCCCCCAACAGAAGCUGAACACCACCUCUAGUGGAGGGGGGAAUGAGCUUCAUAGCCGAGGCAGAGCUGCCACCUAUGGCAACAGAGUACACAAGAUCAAAAACAUGUUCCUGCAGAUGGGGGGCUCCUCUGCCACGCCACUGUGUGAAAGCAGCUCCCCCACUGAGGCCAAGAUCAUCAGUAGGGCAGUACCAACCGAUCUUGUGCCUUCUCCCAGCAGCCCAUCUUUCCACAGUGUCCAAAAAAAUAACCUCCUUAAUACUAGCCCCUGCUGCAGCCCCCUGGACUCACUGCCUGCAUCUUCCAUGGGUGACAAAAUCAUCCGCAGCAAAGAUGAAGGUGAUCUGGACAAAGCUGCCUUGGCAGAAAAGUUUUCUGAGACUAGGAAACUUUUCGAGAGGAACAUAAAGCAGCGGAGCUCAUUGGACAGAUAUUCUCCCAGCAAAUGUGAAAGAAGUGAUGAUAAGACAAGACAUGGUUCAGCUUCUCCUGACUGCAGCAGUGUGGUGGAUCAUUUUAAUUUCAAUAUAGAUGUGAUCCCUCAUAUGGCCCUGGAAAGAGCUGAAAGUCAAGGCAGUGAUGAGCAUAGGCAGCAGCAUCUCAGUGGUGGCCCGAGAGCCUCCUCUUUGAAUGCAGGACCAAUUUCUAGGAGGCUGGAAAGUUUUCUUGGUGACAGUGACACUGAAGAAUCCAAAGAAAUUUCCAAAAGUGAGGGCACCGCAAGUCAAGGGUAUGUGCUCCCCUGUAGCUCGGAGUCACCUGGUGCUAUUCAAGGAUGCACUGAGGAGAGUCCAUGUCCCAAAGAGCCUGUUUGUCUCAGCAGCCCCAGCAGGGAUGAGCUGAGUCAGUCACCUGAAGAAGUGCAUACAAGGGAGCAAGUGGCUCCUGGGAGGGCCCUGCAGGAUGUGAACAACACAUCUGAUAAGGAGGCCAAGUGGUUAGGGGACAGUGCCCCCCCCCAGACCUCCCAGGUAGAGAUGGUUCAGGCUGAACUGGAUGCAGUGCAAAAAGAAACCUCAGGGAAUAAAGAAGAUACCUUGAGGAAAGAUAGUGUCUUUCAUGAGGAACAACCAGUCAGGCACCAAACUGGGGAAGAGAACAGGAACAAUCAUUCAUUUGGAGGACUGGAAGAGAUAACAGUGUGCAAUGAGCUCAGUCAGAAAGAAAUAAGAGAGAGAGUGUCUCUGAAGGAGGUGCUUGUGUCACAGGUUCAGGACAAUCUAGAACAGGAGGGAGACACUGAAGAGGAGGAGGAGGAGGAGGAGGAGCAUGUGGUGGAAAAUCAGAGAGAGAAGUUUAUUGCAUUUUCUGUCAGUGCUUUUGGAAUAGAGAAUGCAGCUUUUGAUGAUGACCGGGAUACAGAGUCUGAAAACCAGGGCCCUGAAGGUAAAGAAACAUUGGAGGGGGAAGAGGAGUAUACCUAUGAUAGUGACUAUGAGGAGUUUCCUGGGCUAUCUGAAGAGGAAGAUCCUGAGCCGGACAAAAGAGUCAAGUUUUCCACAGCCCCUAUCAAGGUUUUCAGUACUUACUCAAAUGAAGAUUAUGAUAGACGUAAUGAAGAGGUUGACCCUGUGGCAGCAUCAGCAGAGUAUGAACUAGAGAAGAGGGUGGAAAAAAUGGAAGUGUUUCCUGUGGAAAUUGAAAAAGGUGACAGUGGUCUAGGCAUUAGUAUUAUUGGAAUGGGUGUUGGUGCAGAUCAGGGACUGGAAAAACUGGGAAUUUUUGUAAAAACAAUAACUGAAGGUGGAGCUGCUCAAAGAGAUGGACGAAUCCAAGUAAAUGAUCAGAUUGUUGAGGUUGAUGGUAUAAGUUUAGUAGGAGUAACUCAGCUUUUUGCAGCCACUGUGCUAAAAAACACCAAAGGCAGUGUGAGGUUUCUAAUUGGAAGAGAGAAACCUGGGACUCAGAGUGAAGUAGCUCGUCUUAUCAGUGAGACAUUAGAGCAAGAGAGAUGCCUAUAUGAGCAGCACUGUGCCCAAGAUGAUACAGAACAGGAUGAUGAUUAUGAUGAUGAUGAUGAUGAUGCUUUUGAGUCACAUUUACAUGGAAAGUCUGUGGAAGUCUUUUAUCUUCCUGAAAAUGAAAAUGAAGAUAUGAAUUUGCCACUGGAUAUGGAUUCAGCACAGUUUCUUCUUAAAUUUAAAGAGCUACAAUUAAAGCAUGCAGUAACAACAGCUGAAGUUAACCAACUAAAAGAGAGAUUAAAAACUACUGAAGCUGAAAAAGUUGAAUGGGAGUCAAGUAAAUCCCAGCUUCAACAAACUUUAGAAGAGAGCAAAGAGAAAAUUAAGAAGUUGGAGACCUAUUGGUUAGAGGCACAAAGUUUAUGCAAGACUGUAAAUGAACAUCUUAAAGAAACACAGGAACAGUAUGAUGCCCUGGAGAAGAAAUACAACAAGGCCAAAAAAUUACUUAAAGAUUAUCAACAGAAAGAAAUAGAAUUUAUGAAAAAAGAAGAGGAUCAUACAAGGGCUCUUGAAGAAAGAGACAAGAAAUAUGCAGCGCAACUGAACAUAUUGCAAGAGGAGAUUUCAGAGCUUCAGAACAAAUUAAAAAUAUAUGAGCGAAUACCUUGUAUGAUUGGCAGCAGCAUUUUGCUGGACACUGGCUCUCAAAGUCCAGAAAAACUAAAUGAAUGUUCAGAGAUUAAAGAAGAAAGUACAAAAGAAUUAGAGUCGUCAGCAGUGGAAAAAUUAGUUUCUUCAGAUACUGAUUUUGAUACUUUUAUGGGGGAUACUCCAAGAUUAGAUACUAGUGCCCACAAAGCAAAAGCUCAGCUUGCUCUGAAAGUAAAACGUCAGCCACCUUCUCGAUCAAAGCUAAAAGAAUCUCUUGGAGCUGGACAGCAGAAAUCAGAUCUACAGGAUGAGGAUACAGAUGAUGCUGUCCACAAUAGAGAAAUUGGUUCAGCAUGUCAAGUCAAGUCUUUCGAAGUAACAGAAAAGCUAACUUUAUCCCAGUUGAAUGAUGCAGAUCAAAGGAUUGAAAAGUCUGAACCAGUGGAAAGCACAGAGAGUUUGUUAGAGUCAAGUCCUUCUGUUUCCACUCACUCUUCUCCUACACACAAACCAAACAAUGAAAACAGCACAAGUACUACUUACACUCCUCCUAGUGAUGAUGUAACUCCCAGUUCUCCCCAAGCAUAUUCCAAGAAUGUUAGGCACAGAGAAUCAAAAGGGAAAGGAAGAGAGGGGAAAGAGUGGAGAGGAAGGCAAACUGGAAUCCUCUUCUCUGUGGCCUGUCUGAUCAAGAAGAAAGACUGCUAAAGCCACCUGAAGGGAAUGUGCGAGGGA
Chelonoidis abingdonii (Abingdon island giant tortoise) is the source of this 3766-nucleotide messenger RNA. Lineage: Eukaryota; Metazoa; Chordata; Testudines; Testudinidae. The record is from RefSeq and is a predicted model, not a curated record.